Eurytemora carolleeae is the source of this 502-nucleotide messenger RNA. Its product is annotated as patj homolog. NCBI's taxonomy places the organism in Eukaryota, Metazoa, Arthropoda, Copepoda, Calanoida, Temoridae. The record is from RefSeq and is a predicted model, not a curated record. Gene Ontology annotation, molecular function: protein binding.
UUUAUUAUGUAAACCCGUACUUGUUUAUGGUCUCUAACGUUCUUUUGUUUCAGAAACUUGUACAUGUUUUAGAUACUUAACGAAUAUAACGAACGAACCCGACUUUCUGAUAAAAAUUCACGAUGCCAAUAUCGGAGGAUAGUAGAGCUGCCCUGGCACUUCUCAAGGAGGUCCAGCAGAGUGUCAAGGAUACAGAAGACCUUCAGAACAACGCCCAGGUUAAUGAUGAUCUGAACACUUUAAUCUCAGUUCUUGAAUCUCCAGUCUUCCAAUCUAUUCUAAACAUCCAGGAUUCUCUUAGAGAACUCAAAAGACAGGUGAACCUUCAUCCUUCGAUCCUACCGGAGGAUUUUGAUAUAACGCCGAACGGAGAACUGAUUUUAAAUCUACCCUCAGAUGAACCGUACCAUAAUGGUUACCAAGAUGAAACAACCCCGGACUCAGAAAACAAAAAGGAGGCUGUCCUCAUCUCCCCCUUGGAGGACGAGGACAAGGAGGAGAA